Molecule: messenger RNA, 699 nt
Organism: Fusarium odoratissimum NRRL 54006
Lineage: Eukaryota; Fungi; Ascomycota; Sordariomycetes; Hypocreales; Nectriaceae
Exons: 3
Coding region: 1-699 (232 amino acids)
Source: RefSeq, a predicted model, not a curated record
AUGCGCUUCACUAUCUCACUCGUCACGGCGAUCGCGUCCGGCUCUGGGGCGCUUGCGGAACCAACAACUGCCCAUCCAAGAUCCGCAACAAUUUCUGGGCCAGAAACCACAGCUCAACCACUUGAGCUGCGAGACCUCAUCGGGGAUCCCACCCAAUGGUACCAGGUGCAGACUACAGCUAAACCUGACGAUUCCCUCUUGAUCGGCUUACGCAACUUUACUCAGCGGGACGGUGAUGUUGAUACGUACUAUUUUGAGUGCAUAAACGCCCCAUAUACAGUUAUCUCCGGGCAUGGAGGCUGCGGCCGUGAUGAUUUGUAUACCUCUUGCUCUAGUAACGUGGCCGCUGGUAUCGACGGUGAUAAGAUCAUCUGCACGAAGCGAGGCUCCAUUUGCGUCACAUACAGCAUCUUUGAUGAUUUGGAUGCCACUAGUUUCACACCUUUUCUUGGUUGUGGUGACCCGGGAGCUACUAACCUGGAGCUCGCUCGUACUUGGACUGGCUCUGCAGAUAAUCAAGCCACAAAGCCGCCAGAGUCGAGUUCGGAUAUUAGCCCUACUACGAAUUCUGGCGAGAUCCAGAGCAGUGGCACAGCUGAUGCACAGCCAACGGAGAAUAACGCGGGUUGUAGACAGGGAUCUACUGCUCAUUUACAGGUUUGGUUCGGACUCCUACUGGUUGGCGCAUUGCUCAAAUAG